Messenger RNA from Nelumbo nucifera (sacred lotus), 2280 nucleotides. RefSeq names its product putative galacturonosyltransferase 15. Gene Ontology annotation, molecular function: polygalacturonate 4-alpha-galacturonosyltransferase activity. NCBI's taxonomy places the organism in Eukaryota, Viridiplantae, Streptophyta, Magnoliopsida, Proteales, Nelumbonaceae. The record is from RefSeq and is a predicted model, not a curated record.
CCGUCUUCAAUCUUUUUCUCCCCGCGGCUUUGAACGCGGCAAUGGUUUCGGGUUCCACUUUUCUUUCGGGAAAAAGACUUUGCUUUGGAUUCGCCAAUCGGGAUUUGAUUUCUCCGCAAAUUAAAAAGACUGCAAUCUUUCUUGAAUCGGACAAUUCGAAGCAAUGGCGGAAACAGCUUCAAAGUAGAAGAUGUUGAGUGCGGAAUCUGGAGGGACUAAUGGAGAGAAGGUCUGAAGGAUUGAGCUUUGGGAACUAGAUUCCAACUGGAGAUGAAAUUCUUGUACAGGAAGAAGAAGCGGAAAACUGAGCCAGAGAUCAGAAGGGAAAAGGAGGAAGAAGAAGGAGGAGGAGGAGAUUGUUCGAUUGGGUGAAAUUAGAGAGAUCUGCAGAGGUUUAGGUAGUGAAGAGUAAAUAAGAGGAAUAGAAGGGAGAAGAUGCAAUUUCAUGCUUCGACGGGGACGAAGAGAGUGACGAUAUCGAAUGGAGGCGGAGCAGGAGGGGGCUGCUUCUGGGAAGUGAUGAAGGUGAAAGGAUCAACGCGCCGAUUUUCUUACCGUUCCGUUUUACCGACGGUGAUACUUCUGGGGGUUAUUUUACCCUUUCUCUACAUCCGAACUGCAUUCCUUGCUCUGGAUUCCACCUCGUUCUGUUCUUCUCUCGCAGAUUGUAUAAGGUGGAGGUUGGGACCUACGCUAUUCGGCGGGAGAGAAUCUUCACCGGAGCUCAGGGAAGAGCUGUUGACAGCGUUGAUUGAAGCAAGAGAUGAGGGAGAAAGAGGAGGAGCAGGAGGAGGAGGAGGAGGAGGAGGAGCAGGGAUGCAAGGUGGGUCUGUAUCAUUCAACGAGCUGGUGAUGGAAAUGACGUCAAAAAGACCAGACAUCAAGGGCUUUGCCUUCAAAACCAAGCUCAUGCUGAUGAAAAUGGAGCGCAAGGUCCAACUAGCCAGACAUGAGGAAUUGAUUUACUGGCAUUUUGCUUCAUAUGGGAUCCCCAGAAGCAUUCAUUGCCUGUGCCUAAAGCUUGCUGAAGAAUACUCUAUUAAUGCUUUGGCCCGAGCUCCACUGCCACCACCAGAGUUGGUGUCUUGUCUUGCUGACUAUUCAUACUUACACAUUGUUCUCCUAACUGACAACAUUCUGGCUGCCUCUGUUGCCGUAUCCUCGGCUAUCAAAAACUCGGCCCAUCCAGAAAAAUUUGUGUUUCACUUGGUCACUGAUAAGAAGACUUACGCACCAAUGCAUGCGUGGUUUGCACUCAAUCCUGUAGCUCCAGCAGUGAUUGAGGUCAAAGGGUUGCACCAGUUCGACUGGCCUCAUGAAGUAAAUGUUGGAGUAGAAGAGAUGUUGGAGAUACAUCGCUCAACUUGGAGCCGUUACUAUUAUAACAGCCUAAGAGAAGGAAGACGCAAGGAGUUUGAGGAAGGAGAAUUGACCAGAAGAUUAGAUGCCUCGAGACCCAGCAGCUUUUCCCUCUUGAAUCAUCUGAGGAUUUAUCUUCCCGAGCUGUUUCCAGAGCUUAAGAAGAUAAUAUUCUUGGAUGACGACGUUGUAGUACAACGUGAUUUAUCACCUUUGUGGGAACUGGACCUCAACGGGAGAGUUAUUGGUGCAGUUGUUAACUCGUCAAGUGGAGAGGGAGAAAGUGAGAGAAACCACUGUUCUCCAGGAAGGAGAUAUGGGGAUUUCUUGAAUUUCUCAAAUCCAUUGAUAUAUUCAGAGUUCGAAUAUGAUCAUUGCGCAUGGUUGUAUGGCAUGAAUGUGUUUGAUCUCCAAGCAUGGAGGGGGACCAGCAUCACAGAAAAAUACCACCACUGGCUUAAACUUAACCUCGAUUCGGGCUUCACACUUUGGCGUCCAGGAGCGCUUCCACCUGCCUUAGUUGCUUUCCAAGGCCAUGUGCACCCGAUUGACCCUUCAUGGCACAUGGCUGGAUUGGGUCAGCAACCAUUUGAAGUCGGAUUGAGAAUGUUGGAGGAUGCUUCUGUCAUACACUUCAGUGGCCCUGCAAAACCGUGGCUGGAUAUAGGAUCACCAGAGCUGCGGAAUCUGUGGAAUAUAUACCUUAAUUUUUCUAGUGACUUCAUAAGAGACUGUAAAAUUAUAGAGUGAAGAGAGCAAAGCUCUCCUCCUUUCUUACAUGUGUAUAUUGAGCAAAGCCGGAGGUGCAAUAUGAUCAGAGGGAAGAAGGUUUUGCAUUCAGUCUCUGCUCAAAUGUACCUUUGGUGAUGAGAGUUUAUUUUUGCUCAUACUGUAUGUAUUAUAUGGUAGAUACUAUAUUUA